AUGGCCCAGGGCGCGCAAGAUGUGGGACAACUGGGGCAAGGUUCUCUUCAUAUUUUGCAAUUGUUCGAUUCGAGCUACACUGUUCUUUCCGUUGAUCAGACAAUAACCGAGCAUCUCAAAAGCGUGGAAAGUGCAAAGGAAAAAUUGGAUUCGGCAAAAGCAAUGCUCAGCGGACUUGGGCCGCGCAAUUCUCCUACCGAGAAAAUACACAUGCAGCAACUGAUCAGGAAUGCUGAAUACUGUGCACGAAUAUUGGCACAAGACCUUCACCCCGCAAGGGGUGACCCUUUGUCAUUUCAGGCCGCUGGGUCGACAUCACGGCCAUUUUUGAUCCUCGGUUCUGACCAACCUGCUAUAUCGACACACCUUCAAGAAUUGAGCUCUGCUUGUAGCUCUCUGGAAAGAUUGAUCGAAGCCUGCAAAUCCUCUCCUGCUCCAACAAGUCUGGAUGAAUCUAAGAGUGAUCUCCCAGAUUAUGAUCCAAGCAUGCUCCUGCAUUACAGAAGAGUAUCAAGAAUUCGAUAUCGACGUGUAAACAGCUUGCCAGAUGUCGAUCAGUCUAAAUCCGAACCUCGAGAAUCUCUAGAACAAAGUCCGAAUGUGAUAACUUCAUCCAGUGAAUCGUCGCUUGGAAGACACGAAUUGCCCGCCCGGCCAACUUCAACAUCACCGGCCCAAGGGAAUUUUCGUGGUCCAGUUUGGUCGCCAUCUUUGACAUCGAUGCCCGAGCUUGAGGGUGAUCCGGUUCCAAUUGCGGCUCGUGAUAACGAUGACUGCGCGGUAAUUCCUUCCCGUGAUAUUGACGAGAAUGCCAGAGAAUUUCCUCUUCGCCCGGUCAAGUCUUCGUCUCAUCCAGAUUCACCGUAUCUCCAUCCGACGCCUCCAAGAACCUGUCCGUAUCCUCUUGGUACGCAGGAUGGCGAUGCUAGGUUCCUCGAACCGGCUUCCACUUCCAACAUGUUGCAGCGGAGAGGAUAUACGACAGCUCUUCCGCAAGAUUCACAAAUGCAUUCUGAUCGGUGCAGAGGCGACACCGACGUCAGCUCCAGUCGCGAUAACUCGGGCUUAUUUAAAGGCUUGUCUCUUCAGAAGACUACAGCCUCGAGUUUGACAUCGCUGGGCACCUCGCGAGCUGAUAAUGACAGUGCAAGCACCGUAUCUGGUGUUCUCACCCAUUCAACUUCAAGAUCAUCUCAGCAAUCGGACCGUAUACGUCACAGAACUUCCUUUACAUCGACUUCACGGCAAAAUUCAGACCAAGCUGUGCGGAAUCAGCAAAACCUAGCGGUCGCCAGCUCCGGAGGGGCGAUUGGAGUUCCUAGCAAGGAUACAAUGCAACUACCACUAGGAAGUCCCGUCAGGGCCGACCAGAUCCUACACCUCAGGGGCGACGGAGGCGCUCUUUCAAAACGUCCCUUCAUACUCUCAUCGGAAUCCAUCGAGCCUCCCUCGACUAGACAUUAUCCUCCACAAUUCGGCCACAACAGUAACGCAGAGCAAUUUCACCAAACUAUCACCUCAAGACGGCAGUUGGAGCAGUCCCAGCGAGGUUCAACGAGCACAAGCCCAGAUACUCAUCUGCAUUCCCAUUCAAAGUCUUUCCAUAUCAUCGCCCCGGACAUUAUAGAGCUACCGUCAGGAACAUCUACUGAACCGCAGUCCUUUACACUGAGACAAGAGCUUCAACACCAACAUCAACAGCCCUUACGGACAAAUUCGAACUCUGGAAUCGACGUUAGGAUACCUGCUCAAAUCGAAGACAGCCCAGUCAUCACCGAGUCCAGUAGUGGAAGCAGCAGAGCGCCUAGUACACCACGGCCAGCCCGGAAGCGAAGUUCUUGGCUCUUCCGACAGGUCGAGAAAGCUGGACUGUGA
Messenger RNA from Rhinocladiella mackenziei CBS 650.93, 1875 nucleotides. RefSeq lists its product as uncharacterized. The record is from RefSeq and is a predicted model, not a curated record. NCBI's taxonomy places the organism in Eukaryota, Fungi, Ascomycota, Eurotiomycetes, Chaetothyriales, Herpotrichiellaceae. The coding region runs from base 1 to 1875 and encodes 624 amino acids. The transcript has a single exon.